Selaginella moellendorffii is the source of this 526-nucleotide messenger RNA. RefSeq names its product chorion class B protein M3A5. The transcript is spliced from 3 exons. The record is from RefSeq and is a predicted model, not a curated record. Lineage: Eukaryota; Viridiplantae; Streptophyta; Lycopodiopsida; Selaginellales; Selaginellaceae. Bases 18 to 422 code for a protein of 134 amino acids.
GGUGGCUUCCUAGGGCGAUGAAGCGCCGGGAGGAGAUGGAGCGCGGGCUGCUGUGGAAGCUACCGCUGGUGAAAUCGUCCGAGUGGGGUAAGCUCGGCCCAGCUUUCGGCGCUGGUGUGGGCUGCGGUGUCGGUGUCGGCGCUGGCAUUAUCGGAGGUGCCGGCUUGGGAUUUGGUUUCCCGGGAUUUCAAUUCGGAGUGGGCUUAGGUGCCGGAUGCGGCAUUGGUGUCGGUUUUGGAUACGGGCUUGGCAAGGGACGUGCGUACGAUGAGAAUGGAAGCUACAGCAACAUGGGUAGAUAUUCAGCAAAAAAAGCUGCUUCUAGCGGUGCCGAGAUCCGUGCUAUAGUUGACGACUUUGUGUCUGGGAUGCGGCGAGCUUUGGCGAGCUGGGAGAGUGAGCUGCAAAAGAGGCGGAGGUAGUGAUCGUGCGCCGCUCGUUCGUUCCUCGUUAUUCUUUCGUGGGCCUUCACUCACUCACGCAGCGGUUCGUAAAUAUAAAGCACGCGCAGUUUUUCCUCUUUUUU